AGAGAGAAAUAGACUAAAACAAAGUUAAGAAACGUGAAAAGAGGGACAGUUUGUGGGCUUAGCUAUUUGAAUCAAACAUUUUCUUUUCUUCGGGUAUGUAUGACAAGUUGUUACACGUAAUAUAAGAAUUACAUUUCAGUGGGCAAGUGUUUUUUAACCACUGGGUUAGCUAGCUAGCUGGCUAACACGCCACAGUGAGGUUGUUGUGUUUAUGUCCUCUACGAUAGUUAGGAUAGAGGAGCGGUGUAGCAGGUCAAGACUGACAUUAAUAAGUGGAGUACUUUCAUUAGGUGACACUCAUUAGUGACAUGCUUUUGUUAAACAGAGCAUCUGUAUCGACUGAGUUUCCAUUUGGGAUUAAUAAAGUAUUUCUGAUGAAGUGAUUUUAACAGAGAAGAAGUACAUCAAGGCUGGAAUUAAUUUGUAUAUGAUCAAAAACAUCUGUAUCUAUACCAAACUAAACGUAGAUACCUCCUGUUCUGCAACAUGAAGCUACUACAAUGUUAUUUUCACUUUUAGCUGGGACCCCUGCUCUUCAGACUUGUCUGUUUCUGGGCCUCUUAGUUUUCUGAUUAGAGACCAGUUAGCUCAUUUCUGUCUGUAGGGGAUAAUUGUAUGUUGUUAUUAGAAGAAUGCGUCGCUCUGGAGCUCCUAGCCAGCUCUUUGGCAAUGCAAUGAAAAAGCCUCGUUUUGUGGCCCCUGGAGGAUCUACUUCACGUCCAUUGCCUCAAUCCAAGCCCCUUACUCCUAAAGGGGGUUUAGGCAAUGCACUGGAAAAGGUCCAGAGGAGUCUAGCAGCACCAGAUCAGAGUAUAACAGAGCAUGAUGUCAAAUCUGCUCAGCCGCCUCCAGCCUUGUCAAGGGCUCUGGCUCUUGUUCUCAGUGCAAGAGAAAGCAAGGAAAAUGAUAGUGGGACAGAACAUCCUGACACUGGCUCCAAAGAGCACGACGAGGACAACAACCAGCAGGGAGGAAAUGGUUUCUGUCAGUUGACCCCUAAACGUCCAGGGCCUUCUGUACGGGUAAGCAGUGUUUCUAAACCUGCAGGCUCCGACUCUGGCUGCAGCCAGGAAGGAGCGCGUUACUUUAGCGUGUGGUGUAAGGCCAGUAAGAAGAAACACAAGCGCUGGGAGGGAGAUGCAGUCCUGGUUACAAGAGGACGCACAGCCACACUGAAAGAUAUGGAGGGCAAAGAUAUUGGAAAGGGAAGUGGCUACAAGGUGUCCACACUCGCCUCCUUGUCAGAGGGAGAGACCCUGAUGAUUGGAGGGAAGGAGGUGGAGGUGAUGGGGAUCAUUUCGAAUGAGGACUUUGCUAAGGGACGUUGUUUCCAAGAGGUCCAGGUAGAGAAAGAUGAGCCACACACACAGUCUCGUCCACCUCCUCCACAUCGUAUAUCAACCAAACCUUUCUGCCCCCCGACACUGUUGGGGAGAGGAGAUCGUCCAGGAUCUAAGCCAGAGGAGGAACAAACCUGCAGGCCUCGCCAUGACCCCUGGCACCCAGGUUCUCUGGUAAUGCCUCGUCCCUCUCCUAACCACCAGUGGUCCAAUAACAAGGCCGGCCUUCCUGUGGUCGAUGUUGUCAUUGACCCACACCUGACCCAUCACCUGAGACCUCACCAGAGAGACGGCCUGCUCUUUCUGUACGAAUGUGUCACGGGCAUGAGAGCUGUGGGGCGCUAUGGUGCCAUCCUGGCUGACGAGAUGGGUCUCGGGAAAACCCUCCAGAGCGGCCUGUCCUGGACCUUGCUCAAACAAGGACCGUAUGGUGGGAAAGCGGUAGCUAAACGUGUCCUUGUGGUCACUCCUGGCAGCCUCGUGCAGAACUGGGGUGCUGAGUUUAACAAAUGGCUGGGACGUGAGAGGAUCAGUGUUUUCACUGUGGAUCAGGAUCACAGGGUUGAGCAGUUUGUGUUAUCCCCUCUACACAGCGUUCUUGUGAUCAGCUAUGAAAUGCUGCUGCGCUGCCUUGAGCAGGUACAGAAAGUGGAAUUUGGUCUUAUAAUUUGUGAUGAGGGUCACAGAUUGAAGAACAGUACCAUCAAAACAUCCUCUGCCCUCUGCAGUCUGAGCUGUACUCGCAGAGUCAUACUAACAGGGACCCCAGUACAGAAUGAUCUACAGGAGUUCUAUGCAAUCAUAGAGUUUGUUAAUCCCGGCAUCCUCGGGUCCUCCACUGCUUAUAGAAAAGUUUAUGAAGAGCCCAUUCUGCGCUCCAGACAGCCCUCCUGCACAGAGGAAGUGAGAGUUUUAGGAGAAGAGAGAGCAGCAGAGCUCUCUCGCCUCACCGGUAUGUUCAUCCUGAGACGAACCCAGGAGAUCAUCAACCGCUACCUCCCUCCUCGUCUUGACUGGACAUUGUUCUGUGAACCCUCCCCUUUGCAGCUCGAGCUGUACGAGCAACUUCUCUGCCACAGAGUUUUCAGAGCCUGCCUUCAGGGCUCCACACAAACACACACGCACCUGGCCUGCAUCACUGCCCUGAAGAAGCUCUGUAACCAUCCCGGUCUACUUCACUCUACUGUCAAGGGAAGGACAGAUGGUGGUUCUUUAGAGAGCUCUUUAUAUGAUGGCCUGAUAGAACUCUUCCCAGAAUCCUACUCUUCAGGUGGAUUGAACACUGCAGACUCUGGAAAGCUCCUGGUUCUGUCGGACCUGCUGACUGCCAUCAGACAGCUCAGCCCUUCAGACAGGGUGGUCGUAGUGUCCAACUACACGAAAACACUGGACUUGCUCCAGGACUUGUGCGCACACAUGGGCUACACUUUCUGCAGACUUGAUGGACAGACCCCAACCAACCAGAGACAGCGGCUGGUGGACAAUUUUAACAGUCCUUACUCCAAUCAUUUCCUGUUUCUCCUGAGCUCCAAAGCAGGCGGGGUGGGACUUAAUCUGGUGGGUGCCUCCCAUCUGGUGCUCUAUGAUAUUGACUGGAACCCUGCAAAUGACAUUCAGGCCAUGGCUCGAGUAUGGAGGGAUGGUCAGAAGAAGACUGUGCACAUCUAUCGACUCCUCACUGCAGGCACGAUUGAGGAGCGUAUAUUCCAGAGACAGGUGUCCAAACAGGGCCUUUCUGGGACGGUGGUUGACCUUGGAAAAGGGGCGGAGCACACCAGCUUCUCCUCCAAUGAGCUUCGAGAUCUUUUUAGCCUGACAGACACGCCCUCUCUGACCCACGACCUGUUAAACUGCAGCUGCAGCAUGGAUGGUUCACAACAGGCUGUUGCAGAGGAGAAUGACGAACAGGUUUCUGCCAGGCCGUGCCAGCUUGGUCGUCAAGGUGACCGCAGUGUGGCGGCGCAGAAACACCUCAGCAUGUCCGAGCUGAUGCAGUGGAGGCAUUUCUCUGGUGACACACACACCUUCUCAGACCCUUACCUCGAUAAUGCACGAAACCAUAUCACCUUCGCCUUCCAGACCACCAUCUCGCACACAAGCAGUGAACCAAAGCACACUGGAUGACUCUCUAGAUACACACACACACACACACACACACACACACACACACACACACACACACACACACACACACACACACACACACACACACACACACACACACACACACAUGAAUCAUCUUCUACAUGUUUGUCUUCAGGCUGUCUGGGCUUUGUCUGCAGCCUGGGAACAACGCAUGACUUAGACAGUCCACAGUUGCUGCCAAUAACAGCAUCACAGUUCCAAACUGUUUUAAGUGACAUUGUUUGUGAGAAUCGUUAUCCUAUUUUGAACAUUUAUUUAUUUAUAUAAAGAAAGUAACUGUACAAAUGUUUUAAAUAAAUGAAAUUCAGAA
Messenger RNA from Labrus bergylta (ballan wrasse), 3795 nucleotides. Lineage: Eukaryota; Metazoa; Chordata; Actinopteri; Labriformes; Labridae. The record is from RefSeq and is a predicted model, not a curated record.